Molecule: messenger RNA, 2762 nt
Organism: Heteronotia binoei (common prickly gecko)
Lineage: Eukaryota; Metazoa; Chordata; Lepidosauria; Squamata; Gekkonidae
Gene: HNRNPA3
Product: heterogeneous nuclear ribonucleoprotein A3
Exons: 11
Coding region: 195-1343 (382 amino acids)
Molecular function (GO): RNA binding
Source: RefSeq, a predicted model, not a curated record
GCUCUUUCCCCACCCCGCGCCUCCGCUGCCGCGGUUUCCAGUUGGUCCCGCCUUCCUCUCACGUGUCCUGAUUUCCUGUGACCCGGCCCCGCCUUCCCUCUUCCUCUCGGCUCCAUAUUGAGGCUGAAGGAGGCAAAACUCAAGUCACAAAAUGGAGGUUAAAAGGAGCAACUGAGUCAGAACACUCUCCCAAAAUGGCGUGUAAAGAGGAGAGAGAGGCUGAAGAUUACAAGAGGAGGGGAAGAAGAUCUUCACAGGGUCAGGAUCCUAAGGAACCAGAACAGUUGAGGAAGCUGUUUAUUGGAGGCCUGAGCUUUGAAACUACCGACGAUAGUUUAAGGGAACACUUUGAAACAUGGGGCACACUCACCGACUGUGUGGUGAUGAGAGACCCACAGACAAAACGUUCCCGCGGGUUUGGUUUUGUGACCUAUUCUUGCGUGGAGGAGGUAGAUGCUGCAAUGGCAGCUCGACCACAUAAGGUUGAUGGACGUGUGGUGGAACCAAAGAGAGCAGUUUCCAGAGAAGAUUCUGUGAAACCCGGUGCCCACUUAACAGUGAAGAAAAUAUUUGUUGGGGGGAUUAAAGAAGACACGGAAGAAUAUAAUUUAAGAGAAUAUUUUGAAAAAUAUGGCAAAAUCGAAACCAUAGAAGUAAUGGAAGACCGGCAGAGCGGAAAGAAAAGAGGGUUUGCUUUUGUGACAUUUGAUGAUCAUGAUACAGUGGACAAAAUUGUAGUUCAGAAAUACCACACUAUAAAUGGACAUAACUGUGAAGUCAAAAAAGCCCUCUCCAAGCAAGAAAUGCAGACUGCUACUGCUCAGAGAAAUCGUGGAAGCAGUUCAAGCAGCUUCAUGGGUCGUGGAAACUUUGGAGGCAGUGGUGGAGGUUUUGGUGGUAGAGGUGGAAGUUUUGGUGGCAGAGGAAGCUAUGGUGGUGGAGGUGGUGGCAGUGGCGGCAGUGGCAGCAGAGGAAGUUACGGGAGUGGUGAUGGAUACAAUGGCUUUGGCGACGGUGGUGGGAGCUAUGGUGGUGGUCCUGGAUACGGUGGUGGCAGAGGAGGCUAUGGUGGAAGCCCAAGCUAUGGAAGCCCAAGCAGUGGAUAUGGUGGGGGAGGUGGCGGCUAUGAUGGUUACAACGAAGGAGGAAACUUCAGUGGCAACUAUGGUGGCAGUGGAAACUAUAAUGACUUUGGCAAUUACAGUGGCCAGCAGCCAUCGAACUAUGGGCCCAUGAAAGGAGGUGGCAGUUUUGGUGGCCGAAGCUCAGGCAGUCCCUAUGGCGGUGGGUAUGGAUCUGGAGGAGGAAGUGGUGGUGGUGGCUAUGGCGGAAGAAGGUUCUAAAAUAUGUAGCAGAAUGAGGGUAGGUAUGUUACCAAUAAAUAUUGUAUAUGAAGACUACACAACAUUUCAUUGAGAGUAAUCCUUUUCUUAUCGUGUAUUCAACAGGCUACAGUUCUUAGCAGGAGAGAGCGAGGAGUUGUCAGGAAAGCUGCAGGUUACUUUGAGACAGUCGUCCCAAAUGCAUUAGAGGAACUGUAAAAUCUGCCACAGAAGGAGCGAUGAACCAUAGUCAGAAAAGUUACUGCAGCUUAAACAGGAAACCCUUCUUAAAGACUGUCAUAGCCACAGUUUGCAAAGAGUGCAGCUAUUGAUUUAAUGCAAUGUAGUGUUUAGAUGUACAUUCCUGACUUUUUUUAAUUUGUUGUUGUAGCUUUGUCUUUUCCUUUAUACAAUCAGGUAUAUUGCCCUGUAAAUUUGUGGUAGUGGUACCAGAAAUUAAAAAAAAUAAUUAAGGAACUUUUAAUUUUUCAAUUCUUGUGUAGUUCAGUUUUUUUUUCUUAAACUUCUUUAAAGAAAUGUAGUUUUAGGGUAUAUUCUUGCUAGGAAAAAUCAGUGCAUUAUAAUCUUGUAUUAGUUUAAACUUGUGAAACUGCUGAAUCGUUUAAGAACUUUUAGUUUUCUCUGCAUAUGUAGCCAUAUGAAAUGAGUUGCACAUGCAAAGGGAGGGGAGAGAUGUUUGCAUUAAAGCUUGUUAGUCGUAUAACUAGGACUGAGUCAUUUAAACUAGUGCUUGUGAAUGAUAAAAAAAAGCUUUAUUUUCAAAAGAAAAUUCCAGGUAUUUCUGGCUUGUGCUUUUAAUUUGUAGCUUUCAUUUCUUAGUUUAAGCCUUCCAAGUAAAUUAGUAUGAAAGUUCUUUUAAGCUUUAUUCAGUUUCCUCUCAUUUUUGUCGACACAUGCAGAAGGUGCAUCAGCCCUUAAGCACCAGCAGAAUAGGCUUCUGCCUUUUAUCGCUCUCAAGGCUUAAACCUCCCUUCCCCCAAAUGAUGAACAAAUUAAGUACGCGCACAUCAUUGAAUUAAAACUUUCAAGCAAAUAGCCUGGGUCUGUUACUUAGCUUACAGCGCUAUAGGUUCAUUUGUUCUGCCCAACCAAAGUGGAUAUGUUCUAAUAGUUAACCAUUAAGUGUAAUGGUUAAUACUUUCUUUGCAUGCUGUUCUGGCUGCCCUCUGUUCCUGGAACCAAGUUGCAGCACAGUCACAAUCCCUCCCAACUCCCUUGGAAACAAGUAUAAACUUUCUGACUAUGGGCAAACCAGCAAAUCUGCUUCACAUGCCUUCUAAUGUGCUGAGUGUCAGCCUUGAAGGUGAAGCAAAAAACCGAUUGCUUCAUGGCCUAGGUAUAGGAACUGGCUGAACAUGAUGUAUUUGUUGUGAACAGCGAGUCUUGUGACUAGAAUAAAAUUUUAAGAUUUUUUUUUAA